Messenger RNA from Coregonus sp. 'balchen', 7384 nucleotides. Lineage: Eukaryota; Metazoa; Chordata; Actinopteri; Salmoniformes; Salmonidae. The record is from the annotation of a GenBank genome assembly.
CAGAAGCCUAUGACGUCAUCUUCUCUCUAUUUUCUAAACAGGUUUGGCUGGUGACAACCAAACACCGUAUCAAAAUGCAUUCAAUAUUGGUGAUUAUAUAGCUAAGAGAUAUAGAUGUCUUUAUUUUGAGGAGUCGGAUCGUGUGAACAAUGGACGGAGACGGUAAGCGUGAAUUUCAUUGCAUGUCUAAUAAUGCCAUAAUGAUUAAAGGGAGACGCAAUGAUAUCUGGCCAAAUCUUAGAUAGCAGUAACGUUAGCGGUCUUAUUACAUCCAUAUCUACUUGCUUUAGCUAGGUAUAUCUAAAAGCUACAUGAAGGCCUCUGUCACUGUCACUGAUCAAUGAUUUGUAAUUCAGUAUUCAAGCAUGGCCCGCAAGUUCCGCAUGUAGCUAGCCUACUCUUGUAUUCUUGACUGCUCAGUAACGUUACUGUUUUCGCUGCCUCUGCAUGACGUAGCUACCCUAUGAGAAAAAAAUGACAGAAUUAUAGCGACCAUGUAUCCAAGUAAGCUACUAAUGUAGUUAUGUGCAAUAAAAUGCAAAUAAUACAUGUGAAAUAUAUGAUGAUCAACAACAAGAACAUGAAAAUAGGGCCACUGUCUGCUCUGGACAAAUGUCCAAACUGAAGCUAAAAUUAAUCUGGACAUAGUAUCACAAGGUCUGUCUGGUGACCCGAAUCCCAAUAAUUACAAUUUCAUACAUUUCAUGGGCAUUAUUGGCAGCAUAGUGCUUCAUACAGUGUUGAGGAUCGGAGAACUGACUUGGCUGGGUUCGCGGUCUCUUCAACCUCUGUGUGUGUGUGUGUCUUUUGGAGGUGUUGGGAUAAAGCAGAAGUGUGUGAAGGCCUGCAUUAGACAAUAAGAAAUCUUCUUUCGUCUCUCUGACCAGGGGCCAGCAGUACUGGGGCCACUCCCUCAGAGGAGAUGAAUGGUACUGGGAACCUGAUGGACUUCCUGGAUGAGCCCUUCCCUGACGUGGGCACCUAUGAAGACUUCCACACCAUUGACUGGCUCCGGGAAAAGUCACGCGACACAGACCGCCAUAGGAAGGUGAAGGGGGCACACACACACACACACACACACACACACACACAGCUCUACACUCUAAGCAUUUUCUUCUUCUUCAUCCCCAGAGGAUAUCAUUCUUCUUCUUCUUCUUCUUCUUCUUCUUCUUCUUCUUCUUCUUCUUCAUCCUCUUCAUCGUCAUAAUCGUCAUCAUCAUAGAAAAACUAUUGAUGUCCACCUCAUUAAUUUAACCUGAUGAUCCAUUGAACCUCCAUUGAUGGUUAAUUGAUGGUUGUUCUAGAUCACCACCAAGAGUAAGGAGUCUUACUGGGAGCUUAUUAAGAGUCUUCUGGAUGCCUGGUCAGGAUGGGUGGUGAUGCUGCUCAUAGGAAUGCUCACAGGUAGGAACCACAGAGACAGAGGCAUCCUGCAAAGCUCUUACAUCUUUGGUACUACACUAGUCUCUUGUGAUAUGGCACACAUGAGAUUUGCUUCUGGGUGCCGAGAUUCAUACUGCACAAACAUGAACACAUGACAUGGCUCUCUAACAACCAAUCAAAAGUCACACAGCCAGAGUUGUGAAAUACCACGUCUGGUCUGGAUCCUUUUGAUAGGCAUGCCCGUUCCCUUUCUUAGAGUGAUCUGUGGUCUCAUGCUGUGUGUCCUCCCAUGUAGGUACGCUGGCUGGAGUGAUAGACCUGGCUGUGGACUGGAUGACAGAUCUAAAAGAAGGGGUGUGUCUGUCUGCGUUCUACUACAGCCAUGAGCAGUGCUGCUGGACCUCCAACGAGACCACCUUUGACGACAGAGACAAGUGUCCGCAGUGGCAGAAGUGGGCCGAGCUGAUGACUGGUCACUCUGAGGUCAGCAGAUCAAUGACCGUUAACCAGAUAUCCUCUUGAUUAAAGCCACAAUACUGAGUUUGUGUUUUAGCCCGACGAACGACAGACGUCACUUGGCUAGAUUAAGGGAUGUGGCUUGGGGAAAUGUAACUACUCUCAGUUUCUGAGGUUUAACUUGGUGUUUGUUGUGAUAGAGAGUGGGAUGAUUGUGUAUCAGGUCAUUAAACCCAUAUAUUCCACCUGUUCUUGUUUCUCCAGGGUGCCGGGGCAUAUGUGUUGAAUUACUUCCUGUAUGUAUUGUGGGCGCUGUUAUUCUCUUUCCUGGCUGUGUCUCUAGUAAGAGUCUUUGCCCCCUACGCCUGUGGGUCAGGUAUUCCUGAGGUGAGUGUUUGAAAUGUUGGCGUUCACUAAUAGAAAAUAACCAUACUAUAGUAUUUUAAAUACUACAUUUUGAUUGGCUGAAGAGCAUUCUAAGAGUGUUUAUUCAUUUCAGAUAACUGCACAGUUGCAAAGGUUAUACCAAAGGGGGAUGCUGUGUGUCGUCUUGUGUAGAUCAAGACCAUCCUGAGUGGGUUCAUCAUCCGGGGGUACCUGGGGAAGUGGACCCUGCUGAUCAAGACGGUGACCCUGGUCCUGGCUGUGUCCUCCGGGCUCAGCCUGGGGAAGGAGGGACCCCUGGUCCACGUGGCCUGCUGCUGUGGUAACCUCUUCUGCUCCCUGUUCUCCAAGUACAGCAAGAACGAGGGCAAGCGCAGAGAGGUACAGUGGUAGCCCAUUACGCUCCCAUUUCUGGGGAAAUAAUACAAUUUGGAGAAAUUAAACAAUUUAUCCAAGUAUUUAGUGUAGUCUGUAUGUAACUCGGUUUGUCUGUUGUGCAGGUGUUAUCGGCUGCUGCUGCCGCUGGGGUGUCAGUGGCCUUUGGAGCUCCGAUUGGAGGAGUUCUCUUCAGCCUGGAGGAGGUGAGGUAUACUUAAGUCCAUUAGAAAUCACCUGCUGUGUCCAAUCAAAUUCCAUCUCACUUCCAGAUACGUUGCUGUUAUUUUUGAUCCAUUUCCUUUUAAAUACUAAAGUAUCUCUGUCCUGUUCAGGUGAGUUACUACUUCCCUCUGAAGACGCUGUGGCGCUCCUUCUUCGCUGCGUUGGUGGCAGCCUUCACCCUGCGCGCCAUCAACCCGUUCGGCAACAGCAGACUGGUCCUGUUCUACGUGGAGUACCACACCCCCUGGUACAUGGCUGAGCUGGUCCCGUUCAUCCUGCUGGGGGUGUUCGGGGGCCUCUGGGGAACCCUCUUCAUCCGGGGGAACAUCGCCUGGUGUAGGAGGAGGAAGACCACUCUGCUGGGGAAGUACCCUGUCCUAGAGGUAACUAACUGUGGCACCCUAUUCCCAAUAUAGUGCACUACUUUUGACCAGGACCCAUAGGGUAGUUCUUGCAUUGAUUUACUUGCUUACUCAGCACUGAUUUAGUAGAUAGUAGCUAUUUAUAAGAAUGUUUUAGUGCAAUGAUUGUGAUUUGGCCUAUCUUAGUUGAAUGCACUGAUUGUAUCUAAGUUGCUCUGGAUAAGAGCAUCUGCUAAAUGACUCAAAUGUAAUGCCAGUUUCUGCUUCUUGCUUGCUUUUUGGGGUCUUUGCCGGUUUACUGUAAAGCACUUUGUGAGAACUGCUGAUGUAAAAAGGCUUUAUUAAUACAUUUGUUUGAUUAAGGUCAUCGUUAUAACGGGUAUUACCGCGGUCCUGGCGUUCCCUAACCCGUACACGCGGCGCAGCACCAGCGAGCUCAUCUCAGAGCUGUUCAACGACUGCGGUGCGCUGGAGUCCUCUCAGCUGUGUGACUACGUUAAUAACCCCAACAUGAGCCGUCCGGUGGACGACAUCCCAGACCGCCCUGCUGGACCCGGGGUCUACACCGCUCUGUGGCAGCUGGCCCUGGCUCUUAUCUUUAAGAUAGUUAUUACCAUCUUCACCUUCGGCAUGAAGGUCAGUAUGCUGUACGGCAUGGCUAGAUAGGGUUAUGUUAACUGACGUAAGCAGUUAUGAAAUGCUACUGAACUGCUUAUGUGUGGGUUAUGAAAUAUGAAAGUGUUAGGUCCUUUAUGUAGCUCCCUUCAAAUAAAGUGUUACCAAGUUUGGAUCCCAGAUAUUGUGAGUAGGAUAACCGUGCUCAUGGUUGAUUUGUUGUGUUCAGAUCACCUCUCCGCCAUGUUGUUCUAUGUCCUCUGUGUUGUCUCCAGAUCCCGUCUGGGCUGUUCAUUCCCAGUAUGGCUGUGGGGGCCAUCGCUGGGCGAAUCGUGGGCAUCGCUGUGGAGCAGAUGGCCUACCACCACCACGACUGGAUCAUCUUUAAGAACUGGUGUCGUCCCGGAGCCGACUGUGUUACCCCAGGGCUCUACGCCAUGGUGGGCGCUGCCGCAUGUCUGGGUGAGUCCCUAUUCAUUAGGGUUGUGUUCAUUAGGCACCAAACGGAUGAAAACAGACUGAAACAGGGCGGGAUUACUUCACACUUUAUAAAAUAAACACUCAGGUCAUUAGGUUGACACCUUUGUGUUGUUGUUAUAGGAGGUGUGACCAGGAUGACCGUGUCCCUGGUGGUCAUUAUGUUUGAGCUGACCGGUGGUCUGGAGUACAUCGUACCCCUCAUGGCCGCAGCCGUCACCAGUAAGUGGGUAGCGGAUGCCUUUGGGAAGGAGGGUAUCUACGAGUCCCAUAUCCAACUCAAUGGCUACCCCUACCUGGACGUCAGGGACGAGUUCACGCACAGGUAUUAAUGAAAAUGUAUGCACUCACUAACUGUAAGUCGCUCUGGAUAAGAGCGUCUGCUAAAUGACUAAAAUGUAAAUGUAUUACGGGAUACAUAUUAGGAACUUUGUCGUUCCUCCUUCUCAGGGGAGGAACCUCGCCCCUAGUCAAGUCUCAACCCUGCAGUAGUCAAGAGUCAUCCCUUCUCUAAGGGCUGGUUUUACCAGACACAAAUUAAGCAUAGUCCUGAACUAAAAAUAUAUUUGUAUACUUUGAGCAUGUUUUUGCUUCCAGGAGUGGGAUUAAUCUGUGUCUGAGAAACAGACCCUAAGAGCUCCUAAUAUGUGAUCCGUACACAGGACCCUGGCCACGGAUGUGAUGCGUCCCAGGCGCAGUGAGCCCCCCCUGGCCGUGUUGACCCAGGACAGCACCACAGUAGAGGAUGUGGAGACGCUCAUCAAGGACACCGACUACAACGGCUUCCCCGUGGUCGUGUCCCGAGAGUCGGAGCGCCUCAUCGGCUUCGUCCAGCGCAGGGACCUCACUGUGGCCAUCAGUAAGACAUUAACCCUGGAUCUCGCACACACAAACACACUCACACACACAUUUUAAAUACUUUAUUCAAAUCCAGAAAUCACAUUACAAUCAAGAAGGAUUCAAACAUUUCGAAGGUCUUGGAUGCAUGGAACACUUAAGAAUACAAAAAGCACCUUCUCCAUACAGCUAGGAUGCCCAUAACACCUGCAAGAGAACAGUACCUUGCUAAUUGCUUUACUCAAGUCUUAGGUCGGCCUGCAAUCUGAAGGCCACGUACUGUAAGCCUAUGUAACGUGGCCAAGGCUGCCAAAUAUCAGUGCUACCGACCUACACUCAUAUCCAAGGCUGUGCAAGCGUGAUAUUAGGGGCUGGUAUUUAAGAAGCUUUUCAGCAAAGGCCCACUCCAUCAAACUUUCAAAUGAGCAGCCCAAUUCCAAAAUGACCACCUCUCUCUGGCCUCCCUCUACAACAACAAUAUCUGUUGUGCUUAAAGGCCUGCUUCCAUUGAACAAAAUAGUGGGACUGUUACAGUAGGUUGUUUUCACUGUGAAAUGACAGACUAAACACCAAACAUAAUAGUUUGGAGAACAUGAAUAGGAAGUUGUGAUCAUAGCUAUUGUAAGUCACAUAGAAAGACAUCAGCAUGUGUUGAAGAACACUGUAUUUAAUGUGUCAGUUCAUUGAGUAUUAUCUGUGGUGUCUGAGGAGUCACAGCUGAUAUUUCUCCCUCCCUCUCAGAGACUGCCCGUCAGAAGCAGGACGGGGUGGUGAGCAGCUCUGUGGUCUACUUCACGGAGGACACCCCCCAGGUGGCCGAGGCCUGCGACCCCCAGCCCCUGAAGCUGCGGCGCAUCCUCAACCUCAGCCCCUUCACCGUCACAGACCACACCCCCAUGGAGACUGUGGUGGACAUCUUCAGAAAGCUGGGGCUCAGACAGUGUCUGGUCACCAGGAGCGGGUAAGGCUGAGAGAGGGGUGUGUGUGAGGGAUGAGUGUGUGGGGGUGAGGGUUAUGGGGGUCUAGUGAUCUGAGCUGGGGCUCCGACAGUGUCUGGUCACCAGAAGCGAGUGAGUCUGUCAUCAACCAAUCAACCAACCUAACAUAGUCUUCAUCCACCAGAGUUUCUGCUAGUUUAGAAUGUUUCACAUUUUAGUCAUCGAGCAGUUGCCCAUGAGCGACAUACAGUCCAGGGCCCGGUUUCCCAUAGCGAUGGAAUUUAGGCUUACGACUGUUUUAACGGCGUAUCUUUUCUACAACGGCGGAAGAUGUAACGUGCGUUUCCCAAAACACCACGCAGAUAGAACGUUCGCUAAGUGCGUUGUUGAGGCAUGUGUCGAUACUAAUAGGAUCGAAAGAAAGACAGCGCUGCUCUCGGAUCAGCGUUCUCCCUUUCAAACCUUACCUUAACAUUAGAAUGAUUCCACAAUACUGACGACGGGUCAGCUCCUAUGAGAUAUUAUCACCUAUGGCUACAAAUAUUGAAGCGCCUUAUUCUAAUGCUUACCCUAUAUUAAUGCACUAAAUCAAGAUUUGGCACAUCAUUGCGCACGUGUAGGCUACACAUCAUGAAAUAUAUUGAGGCAAAAAUUACAGACAGUAGCGUAGCCUACAAGCUAAAUAAAACUCAAUUGAAUUAACUUGAAAUGAAUUCCUUAUAGUCUAUACUGUAUGUAUCUUUUAAUACAGUCAUCUUGGUUUUCAUUUGAAGCAUCUUUAUAUCCUUCGCUUGUUUGUAACAAUUGCAAAGACAUUGGCAACUUUGUAUUUGUAGUCACAUUCGUUCUGAUGUUGUCUGCGGUCACAGAAAGACAGAUAAACAAGUUGAUUUUGUGUUAGCUGAGAUCUUCUGUGUAUAAAGGGCAAAAAAGUAUCUAACGACGCACUUAGUGGUCUGAGGCAGUAGUUAAAUAACAAGCGUUUAAGGGCAACUGUAGUGACGAUGGUUUUGGGGAAACAGCUCGGAGAUUUAACUAUGCUCCUACAAAGGUUCUAACGAUGAACUUGGCCUUAAGAUGCAUUUGGGAAAACGGGCCCAGUAUUCUAAAAUGGGCUCAUUUUACUUUGGUGUUAGAUUUAUGAAGACCAUAGACUCUGUUGAAUCAUUCCGAGGUUUAUUGGAUGGUGGAAUGAUUUGUUUGUUUGUCCCCCCCCCCCCCUCCUCUCUCUCUCUCUCUAGGCGUCUGUUGGGCAUCAUCACUAAGAAGGAUGUCCUCCGUCACAUGGCCCAGAUGAUGAACCAGGACCCAGAAUCCAUCAUGUUUAACUAG